Messenger RNA from Vitrella brassicaformis, 2359 nucleotides. NCBI's taxonomy places the organism in Eukaryota, Vitrellaceae. The record is from the annotation of a GenBank genome assembly.
CCAUUGAUGGCUCAAGGGAGGCUCAGAUGGAGGCCAUGAGGCGUGCUGCAGCUCCAAGAUCCGCUUCCAUCAUCCCCUGCGUCGUCUCGCGUUCCUUCAGCAGUCAGGGCGGUCCGCCCCGCUACCGGCUGAAUGUGUUCAAAAAGCUGGACCAGGAGUACCUCGCAUGGAGCCUCAAGAAGAUGUCAGACACUGUCGAGCAGGCUGAGCGCGUCAAUGACUCCAUCAAGGGAUUGGCGGACAAGGCGCAUCGAUGGGAGAUGCCGCAGCAACAGCAGCAAGAUCCGGCCGAAAGCGACCCCGACAGCCGCGUCCAGAAGGGGCCCAAGUACCGCGACCAGUUGAGGGACAAUGUCGGGGCUGCCGGGGAGACCUUCGUGCCGCCGCUCUAUGUGCCGCACCGGACAAGGGGUCACGAGUACCGGCAGUUUGCAAAGAACAUCUACACCGACACCCCUCCGCCCGCACAGCGAGAGUGGCUCAAGGCAGAGAGCGGCGAGGGAGAUGGAGAGGGGUAUGAGGGCAGCUCGUCUCGGCGGGAGGAGUUCUCUGAUCUGAACUUCGCUGGCGAGGAGGAGGAGGAUGUGUUUGCGCGUUAUGAGAGUCUGAAGGAUGAGCCGCUGUACCAGGACCUGACGCACGAGGAGGCGCGCAAGAUGCAGGAGCUGCAGAUGCGCCGCAAGCUGCUGGACCGCCGGAUGAGGUGGCUCAAGAUGAAUAUGCUCCCAAACCCACAAAAAGACGGUAGGUAUGACGGAGGGAGGGAGGGAAGAUGCGUUCGUGCAGGGAGCGGCUCUGUGUUGUCCCCACUUGUACAUUCUUCCAGCCAAGAUGUAUCUGCGUCAAGUGGACAGCGAGGCUGCUACGAAUGAUGACGAUGAGGAGGAGCGGCUGUACCCGCCGCCAUUCAUGGACGAGCGACCAGACUCACCACGCAUCACGCGCAUGGUGGUAAGCUGCGGUGGCCACGCGCACCGCACCAGCCACCGUCCCCGCCUCGCGACGCGUGGCCGAUGGAUGUCUGUCUCGUGUGGGUGGGUGUUGGUCAGAACGAGACUCGUCAUUUGGAGGUGGAGAGUCGUCUUCGUGCCCGCAUCCGUGAGGAGAAGUGGGAGGUGGCCCGCAUCCUCAAAGAGCCCGCACCCACAGUCGGGGGCGUGGUGCUCGACCACCAAGAGUACCACGUACAACGACGCACGGUGAGCGAGGCAGACUUACUGGAGGGAAGAAACAGGCACUUACCUGGUUGGGAUGAUUGAUUUGCUCUCUGUGUGUGCGGUGCGGGUGUGUCCAUCCAUCCAUGUGCUGUGUAGGUUCGUAUUGGUCGCCUGAUUCAGUCUGCUCUCGAGCAAGUCAUCACAUGUACGUACGCGAGACGGGGGGUGGCCAAUAUGUUUCCAAGUCACCGCUCUCUGUCUGUGUGUGUGAUGGUGGGUUGGCAGGCACGACCCCCCAAAUACUGCAUGAGAUGCUCGGAGGUGGGCCGGCAGACGCACUCACACACUCACACAUACAUACAUCCGCGCAGACACAUAUGGACAUUCGGUGUGUGUGUUGUAUGCGCGUGUGUGUGGUGUGUGUCAGGCGCGUCCAUCACCGUCAACCACAUCGAGCAGAGGACCUAUCGGUCAAGAUGCUACGUACGUCAUCACAGCCACCACACAGACAGACAUCCAUGCACUCACUUGCUGUCUGCCUGCCGGUCUGUCUGUGUGGUCAGGUGUACUACUCGUUGGUGUCUGACCAUGACCCUGAGGAGGUGCAGCAGAAGCUGGACACUGCCGCUCCCAAAAUACGGUGCAUGAAUACAUGAUACACAAUACACCGAUCCCUCCACCCAGACAGACACGAAAGCAUUGUGACAUUCUGCAGGUAUGAGCUGGCGCGAAGGCUCGAGCUGGGUAAGCCAGGCACACAAAAGGGAAUAGAGGGCGUGUCUCGAACGGUCCGUCGUGGGUCUGUCUGUCUGUCUGUCUGUUUGUCCGUGCUGUCUGUGUUGGCGCAGUGCGCACUCCUGAGAUUGCCUUUCGACGGAACGACGACGGCUCGCAGUUCGACAAACACCGCCUGAUGAGCCUACACAUGUACGUACGCCAUGGCCAACGGCUCUCCUCUGUCGGCAUCAUCGAUUCUUGUGCUAAUGGCUGUCUGUGUCUGUGGGUGUCUGUCAGGUCGAGUGAUGAGCGUCGCGCGAGGGCCCGCCGAGUGCAGUCGACAUUUGCGAGCGUCAUGAACCACGUCAAGUAGCGUACGUAGCCUACCUUCGUCCCACUGAUUUGGUGUACCUGUCGGUCGUUACACGCGUGUAUGCGUGUUGACGAUGCUGUGCAAAUGGGUGCGUGUAUGUGACUCUCAGCCG